AUGGAGACACUUUUUUCUUUGUUGCAAAACAUGCUUAUCGCUAUGAUCAGUCUCCAGCGACAGCCCCAUCGGACGAAGACAACGACGGAGUUUUUGACGAAACUUGGCUUCGAUCGUGUGGUGGUGCAUGCUGCUAUAGACGGGCAGGAGCUGCUUGCACACGGUGGCAGAUGCCGUCUGCUGAAAGGAACCUGGAGGCUGUCACAUGAUGAGGUGGUCGAUGGCGUGCGCACGAGAAUCACGAGACACCUGCGAGCCUCUAAACUGUCCACGCAAGGCGGCACGGAGGUUUGGUCACAAUAUGGCUGUGCUCGUAGCCAUCUCGCUGUUCUUGAACAGGUCAAGAGCAAAAUUCUUGAAGAACCCUUCGUGCUAGUUGUUGAGGAUGACCUAGCGCUAGGCCCUGGAGUGACUGAUUCCAACCACUUCCUCUCCCAACUCAGCAGCAAUCUUUGCACUCUUGCCGAUGUUUACCCUCAGUGGAGUUGUGUUCUUCUUGGGGGCAAUGCAGUAUUCAGCCACAACGGUAUCAAUUGUCCAUCAAGUAUCCCUGCAUUUCGUUGUGGAGACGACGUGAUGCAAGCUCAUGCCUACCUCUGGCGACAGACCCAUGAAACGAAUGCUAUUCUUGACCAUGUUGUGAAGCUGCUGAAAAAGGGGUUCAUGAGCGACAAUGCCUUGGCAUUGACCAUGAAGCAGUUUCCUGGUCGUUUCUUUGUCUUUGAUCCCGCGCUCAUUGUUCAAGACCCGUCAGUCCGAUCAAACUUACAGCUGGUCUCCAAGAAGGGAGGCCAGUCCGGAUACAAUCAGGACCUGUGCCUCGGUGGGCAUCCAGCUGCAUUCAGGCUGGCGGCAGUUGUAGAAGGAGGGCGUGAGACUAUUGGCUGUGCAUUGGAAGAGCUUCAUGUGAACCUCAGUGACAGCGCUGAUGAUGGAGAAUAG
Symbiodinium necroappetens is the source of this 942-nucleotide messenger RNA. The record is from the annotation of a GenBank genome assembly. Lineage: Eukaryota; Dinophyceae; Suessiales; Symbiodiniaceae.